Messenger RNA from Penicillium subrubescens, 699 nucleotides. RefSeq lists its product as uncharacterized. NCBI's taxonomy places the organism in Eukaryota, Fungi, Ascomycota, Eurotiomycetes, Eurotiales, Aspergillaceae. The transcript has 2 exons. The coding region runs from base 1 to 699 and encodes 232 amino acids. The record is from RefSeq and is a predicted model, not a curated record.
AUGACUUCCGGUAUACGCUCGCACCUACCCACAGAGGUAUUGAUUAUCAUCAUCGGGUUCCUUUUCGAAGACUUGUCCACAAACCUCGGGACUUCUCAGACCUCUCUUCAGCAACGCGACAUCUACAACUUUUGCCUGGUUUCUUGCCACUGGUACUCGGUGGGGAUUUCGUACCUGCACGACAGCCCUUACAUCUACCUGAAUGGGCAUUCCAAUGAGCUCGUACUGACAAUCUGCCAAGAUGAUAUGGGUGUCACGUCGCCCAUUCCAGAUGCUGGAAUUUCACGCUGUCGCGCCCUGGAAGAUCUUGACCUCGGAGGUAUCUGCGGUACCGGUGUCGACCUCAGACUCAUCAAGCGCGUUGUGAGCAAUCUCGUGCAGUUGCAUUCGCUUAUUCUCCCAUACUCCCUCGAAAUCCGCCAUGUCGAUGUUAUCACUGGUUACGACUGGCCAAGCAACUUGGCCAGUAUGACUUAUGGCGACCUUCUGGACCCAGAGGCUAUGUUGUAUUUUGAUUGGUCUACUAGAUUGCAAAACCUAUCAAUCUCUCACUGUGUCAACUUGGAAACCAGAGUCCUUGAGAGUGUUCUCGGGCACCCGCUUCAACGAUUACAACUCAAGGGCCUGAAAAUUAGUGCAGCCAACGAUAGGCUAUACACAGCUUCCUAUGAAGAGACAGAGGUCCUUCGCUCUAUGUAG